Nyctereutes procyonoides (raccoon dog) is the source of this 1693-nucleotide messenger RNA. It is a transcript of the gene PRSS27, whose product is annotated as serine protease 27. The record is from RefSeq and is a predicted model, not a curated record. Bases 321 to 1583 code for a protein of 420 amino acids. Gene Ontology annotation, biological process: proteolysis. NCBI's taxonomy places the organism in Eukaryota, Metazoa, Chordata, Mammalia, Carnivora, Canidae. The transcript is spliced from 6 exons. Gene Ontology annotation, molecular function: serine-type endopeptidase activity.
CUUCCCAGAACCCGCUUCCGCCCCGCCCGCCGGCCCGGCCCGCGGAUGCCGGGAAGCCCCCCGCCCGCCGCGCGGGAGGAGGGUGUAGCCCCGGGAGGGGGCGCUGGACCUUUCCUGCCCUUAGCAGCUAAGCCGCGGGGCGCACCGAGCUGUCCACCGAUGCCCGCGUAGGAGUGGAUGCUCAAUAAAUCAAUGAAUGAACCAGUGAACGAAUGAAUGAAACGGAGGGUCCGGCGGGCAGGCUGCAGUCGGCUUAGGCGGGGCCUGGGGCCAGCGGGGUGGGGGGAUGUCUGGUCAGGACUCGGGGAAUCCCAGGCCACAUGCACCCAAAUGGGGCAGGCACAGCCGGCCCCACGACCUGUCAGUAUUUUGGGGUGAGGGAUCUGGUGCCUCGGGGUUCAGGGACAGGUCACGGAGAAGUUUGGGUUCUGGGGCACCUCCUUCCGGCUGAGAGGACCUGGGCAGGCCGGGCCGACAGGUCGGGUGGCAUAGCCCAGCCGACACUCACCUCCAGCAUAAAACCCCACUUCAUGGAGCCGUGUGCCUGGAGCUGGUGCUCACGGGCCUCCCGCUCACUGCCCCCUGCCCGGUGCCCCAGCCAGGCUGAGACCAUGCGGCGCCUGCCAGCCCUGGCCCUGCUCCUGCUGCUGCUGGGGUUUGGGGCUCAGGGAGCCGAGGUAUCACACGUGUGCGGGCGCCCGAGGAUGCUGAACCGGAUGGUGGGCGGCCGGGACGCCCUGGAGGGUGAGUGGCCCUGGCAGGUCAGCAUCCAGCGCAACGGAAGCCACUUCUGCGGGGGCAGCCUCCUCACAGAGCGAUGGGUCCUCACGGCAGCGCACUGCUUCUCCAACACCUCCGAAACCUCCCUGUACCAGGUCCUGCUUGGGGCGCGGCAGCUGGUGAGACCAGGGCCACACGCCGUGUACGCCCACGUGAAGCGGGUGGAGAGCAACCCCCUGUACCGGGGCAUGGCUUCCAGCGCCGACGUGGCGCUGGUGGAGCUGGAGGCGCCUGUGACCUUCAGCAACUACAUUCUCCCCGUGUGUGUGCCUGACCCUUCGGUGGCCUUUGAGGCGGGCAUGAGCUGCUGGGUCACCGGCUGGGGCAGCCCCAGUGAGGAAGACUGCCUGCCCAGCCCGCGGGUCCUGCAGAAGCUCGCAGUGCCCAUCAUCGACACGCCCAAGUGUAACCUGCUCUACAGCAAGGACGCCGAGGCCGGCCUCCAGCCCAAAGCCAUCAAGGAUGACAUGCUGUGUGCCGGCUUUGCCGAGGGCAAGAAGGACGCCUGCAAGGGCGACUCGGGGGGACCCCUGGUAUGCCUGGUGGGCCAGUUGUGGUUGCAGGCAGGAGUCAUCAGCUGGGGCGAGGGCUGUGCCCGCCGGAACCGCCCAGGUGUCUAUAUCCGGGUCACCUCCCACCGUGACUGGAUCCAUCGCAUCAUCCCAAACCUACAAUUCCAACAGGCCGAGUCGGGUGGCCAGAAGCGGGGGCACCGGGUCCAGCAGCACCUCCUGGACUCUGUGCCCUGCCUGGCGGCCCACAUGCUCCUCUCAGUCCUCGCGGCCCUGCUGGCUCUCCUCUGAGCCCCGGGACCCAUGGUGUACAUUUGUAAAUAGCGCUCUCGUCCUCUCUGGUCAAAUGCCCAGUUGUUUUUUUAUUUAUGUUUAUGCUCCAAUAAAAACCUGACCUCAGA